ACGAACACAACUUGCCACAAAAACGGCGACAGCUGUGUGUAUCUUCUAUGCCAGUACUCUAGAUGAACAUGAAGACUAUAGCGGUGCUUUGUUUCAUGAUUCUGUUUGAGUUAGUGGUAGUGACCCCAAGUGGCCCGUGCGGCUGCAAACCGGUCUUCGAAUAUUGCGCCAACGACUACACCACGUACCACAGCAUCUGCGAGUACAAGUGCAAACAUCCCUCCACCCCGUUCCAUGACUGGUAUAUUCUGUACAACGGGCCUUGCAUUUCUACCUCGGAGACUACAACUCAUGCGAGUAUUACUACAACGACACGCACGAGUAAGACUACAACUGAACCAUAUAAGUAUGAGGAGAUGACUGAGAGUGCUAAUAUGAAUGGUGGAUAAUAGUUACCCGUAUUUUUGUUGCGAAACAGUAACGUAGGUCACUCUAAUGAUUAUGAGAAAAUUAAAUAAACUAUUCA
Molecule: messenger RNA, 466 nt
Organism: Cydia fagiglandana
Lineage: Eukaryota; Metazoa; Arthropoda; Insecta; Lepidoptera; Tortricidae
Exons: 2
Coding region: 63-389 (108 amino acids)
Molecular function (GO): protein binding
Source: RefSeq, a predicted model, not a curated record